UAAAUUAUUUCCAGACGGAGACUGGGGGCUCCGAUGGCCUGUAACGACACUAUAGAUCCAGUCUGGUGGACAUGUACCCGACUACAAUAUGAGCUAAUGUGCAUGGCUAAUUUUAAAGAGAUAAGAAACCAUGAAGAAGGUGGAUUAUAAUCGGUACUGAAAAUCUGCCUUUAGGGGGCAAACUGUAGAAAAAAACAGCUCGUAGCCACUAACCGCAAGAUGAUGAUGGAAACCCAACAGCUGACUCUGUGUAACACUGAUGUUUGAACGUUGGGAGACUGAAGACGGAUUCACAGCUCACCAGGAAAACAUCUUAACGGCGCCGACCUUUACUUGAAGUAUAUUUAGAGAUGUGGGCUAAUUCAGAACACCAAGCUGGAAAAACACAUCGAUCAGAGAUGGAAAGCCGGGACUCCGAAACACAAUCCAGCUUUCUCCAACUUGCUAAGAAAGAGACUGAAGUGUUUCCUGGGCAGCAGCUGUGGGUGGUUAAAGAAGAGGUUCGCAGUGACUGGAGCUCUAGUUUGGACCCGCUUGACUCAAAGCCGCCUCACAUGAAGGAAGAAGAGAAGCCUGCUGUGAAAAGUGAAAAAGAAGAAAAACCAAAGUUUUCAGAUUGUAGCUGCAUGAAAACUGAAGACAGGAGAAGAGAACCCCUGACGCCCAACUUGGCUAAACAGAUGGAAGCAGAACCUGAUGGAGAGGACUGUGGAAGACCAGAACCAGGCCCAAGCCCCAAUAGUUCUUAUCAAGAAAGUGAGAUGGCCAUUCACCGUACAGUUGUCCCGGUCCAGCAAGUGUUGGGGAUGAAACAAGAGGUUCCCAGCUCCUGUUUGAACCAGAAAGACCCAAGACCUUCCUCCCACAUAAAGGAGGAAGAUGAUGACCUGUGGGUCGGUGAGGAGAGAGAACAACUUAUUGUGAAGAUUGUAGAUGAUGAGAAACUUAGUUUGUUAUCAGAACUUCAUUACGUCAAACCUGAAGAGAGCCGAGAGACGGACACUCCAAACAAGAUCUCAGCUGUACAGAUAAAACAAGAGCCUGAUGGAGACUGUGAAAGUCCAAAACCAAGCAGGACCCGUCGUUCAGCUACUCAUCUGCAGUCAAAGAAUAAUGAAAAUGCAUCACACUCUUCUGAUACUGAAAACAGUGGGGAGGAUAACAGCUCUGUGACACAUCAAUCAGUGGACAAGCCUACCAACUCUUCAGUUGAGAAGAAACGAUCUAGAAAAGAGAAAAACGCUGACACUCAACCGGGAGCCAAAGCUGAAAAGAAAUCAUAUGCUUGUGAAGACUGUGGUAAAACAUUUCCAUAUCAGUGUCAUCUCAAGUCUCAUAUGAGACUCCACACUGGAGAGAAACCAUUUGCUUGUGCAGACUGUGGUAAAACUUUUUACCAGCAAUAUCAACUUAAUUGUCACAUGACAGUCCACACAGGGGAGAAACCAUUUGCUUGUGAUUUUUGUGGUAAAACAUUUCCUUAUCAGUGUCAUCUCAAAUCUCACUUGAGACUGCAUACUGGAGAGAGACCAUAUGCUUGUGGUAAUUGUGGUAAAGCAUUUACAGAGCUGAAGGAUCUUAAAAGGCACAUGAGAUGCCACACAGGAGAGAAACCUUUUCAGUGUGAAGUCUGCUAUAAAAAGUUUAGCCUAAAGGGGGCUCUGAAGCGACACAUGAUGAUUCAUAACGGAGAAAAACCAUUUGCGUGCACUGAUUGUGACAGGCACUUCAGAUUUAAUGCUGAUCUUCAAGCACACAUGUUAACCCAUUUAGGAGUAAAACCAUUUGCCUGCGCUUAUUGUAAUGCAAAAUUUACUCGAAAAGGAAGUCUGCUUCUGCAUGUUAGACACCACACUGGCGAGAAUCUACUUACCUGUGAAGUCUGUGAGGAGAAAUUUGUCCGAAAAUGUGAUCUUGAUAACCACAUGCCAGUUCACUCAAGAGCACAGAAGGUUCCAUCUGGAAAUGAGAAUUUUGUCUGUGAUGAAUGUGGAAAAAAAUUUGUUGAGAAGUCACGCCUAACGAGACACAUGAUUACCCACACAGGAGAGAAACCAUUUGGUUGUGAUGUUUGUAGUGUGAAGUUUUCACGACAAGAACACGUGAAAAGGCACAAAAUGACACGACACAGUAUGAUAAGAACACGUGAAGAGACACAAAGUUACACAGGAGCGCAUGAAGACAGACAGCAUUGCAUGAGAACGUAUGAAGAGACACAAAACGACACAGGAAUGCAUGAAGAGACACAAAAUGACAUGGGAAUGCAUGAAGAGACACAAAACGACACACCACAAUACAUGAACAUAUAAAGAGACACAAUCACAGGAACACAAACACCUCAAAACACUCAACAUAAGAUAAGAAGAUAUGAAUGGUCAAACCAUGACCAUGGUUAAAGCAUAGUUAUGGUUUGACACAUUUUCUUCUGUGUGAGGAUGAAUGGUAGCCAGACAAAAAGCUGUAUGAUUGUGCUCCUUGAUGGUCUACAGCAGGGGUGCCCAAGUCCAUUCCUCGAGAUCCACUAUCCUGCAACUUGGUUGCCUCCCCUCUCCAAUACACCUACUUCAAAUGGAUCAUUGCAUCUUUUAGCUCUGCUGAGGAAUGGUAACAAGUCAUUCAUGUGAUUCACGUGUGUUGGACGAGGGAUGCAUCUAAAAGUUGCAGGAUAGUAGAUCUCGAGGACUGGAUUUGGACACACCUUAUCUACAGGGUAAGUUCUUUUUCAUCCGACAGUCUGCUUUUUUUUUAGUGCAACAACACUUUAGUUUCUCAGUAAAGACUUAAUUGUGUUAUUUCUAUCGUUAUAUCUCUAAACUGUUUUGUAAAUAGACUUGGCUUAAAUUUUAUUUUUAGAUCCCUGAAGAAUAAGCUGUUGUCUGUCCUCAAAACAUGAAAGUUUAAACCCAAACUAACUUCUUUCUUAAAUGCUGAAUUUGGCUGGUAAUUUAUUGGUAUUAUGUUUUAUACAGUAUUUAUUGAACUUUAAUUUUUCUUAUUGGUGGAUUGAGCAGUCUUUUGUGUAGCAAAGUAUAAAGCUGAACUAACUUUUCUUUGAUCAAGACUAAACUUUGUUGGUACUACUCUAAUUACUAUCAUUGUUUACUGCUAUCUUUAUAGUCAAGUUUAGUUUGAAAUGUAUUUUUAGUCAGUAGAAGAUUUAUCUUAUGUUUGCUCUGUAACAUGAUGAUAUGAAGGUAAACUAAGUUUUCCCUGACAAAUGAAUUUGGUUGGUAACAUCGUCAUUAUUUUGUGAAAUCUCUCUAAGCAUGUUUAGUUUACAUUGUUUUGUUUGAAGACUGAGCUGAUAUCUGUUCUGUAGCAGGCAAGUAUAAAACUAAAAUAACCUCAACUAAGAUUUUUUAAAGUCUUUAACCUGUUGACUUUUAAAAAGUCGUUUUAGUUCUUAGAAGACUGGGUGCUUGUGGGUUCUGUAGUUAGAAAGUCCUUUUAGAUGAACAUUUCACUAAACUCGAAUGCCACUGAUGUGCCUUAGGUUUUGUUUCUGCACAACGUUUGUUUAAUUUUAACAAUCAUUUCAUCCAAUGAGCUCUGUAUUUUUUUUCUUUUUUUUGUGGAUCUGGUUUUCCUCCCUCAUUUCAGCCUAUGUGACACCAGUCUGAAAUGAAUGCAUGACCAAGCUAUUUGACCAAGCCGUGCUGCAGAAAUCUGUUCUCUUGUGUAAGCAUAUUAAACCUUUGGAAAGAA
Xiphophorus maculatus (southern platyfish) is the source of this 3705-nucleotide messenger RNA. Its product is annotated as zinc finger protein 154-like. The record is from RefSeq and is a predicted model, not a curated record. Lineage: Eukaryota; Metazoa; Chordata; Actinopteri; Cyprinodontiformes; Poeciliidae. Gene Ontology annotation, biological process: regulation of transcription by RNA polymerase II. Gene Ontology annotation, molecular function: RNA polymerase II cis-regulatory region sequence-specific DNA binding; DNA-binding transcription factor activity. Bases 351 to 2309 code for a protein of 652 amino acids. The transcript has 4 exons.